Hyalella azteca is the source of this 2778-nucleotide messenger RNA. RefSeq names its product protein krueppel-like. Gene Ontology annotation, molecular function: RNA polymerase II cis-regulatory region sequence-specific DNA binding; DNA-binding transcription factor activity, RNA polymerase II-specific. Gene Ontology annotation, biological process: regulation of transcription by RNA polymerase II. The annotation marks the transcript as partial. The transcript has a single exon. The record is from RefSeq and is a predicted model, not a curated record. Lineage: Eukaryota; Metazoa; Arthropoda; Malacostraca; Amphipoda; Hyalellidae.
GUCUCCGGAACGCUUCUGCGGAGGACGACCGAAUUGAAGUGGGCUUGAAAUACCCCCUCUACCCCUACGCUGGGGCUGUGAUGACUCCCCCUGUGAUGCCCUUUUUCCCGGGGGUACACACCGACACCCUGAACUUUUUUCGACAUGCAUCCAUUCUCCAGCAGAUUACACAAAUGCAAGCCUUACAGCAAAGUGCAAUAAAUUACGCACUUCCGCCGGCCGAUCUGCUCUCAAUUAUCCUUAGUCAAAACCAGAACAGAACACAUGAACCUGCUGCAGCACCAGCCUACCCACCACCACCUUCUAAUUUAUUAAAAAGUUCAUCUAAAAAAACUACUGAAAUGCUCACUCCACCGCGGCGUAACAAGAAAUCUAAAUUCCAAAUGGUCGAACCACCUAAGCCAGUCGUUCCACCACCCACUGUGUCCCCGGCAGUGCCAACGAUCACCAACCCUACGAAGAAGAACACACACAAACCCGAUAAACUGUUCACAUGCUCCUUAUGUAACCGCAGUUUUGGGUACAAACACGUGCUUCAAAACCACGAGAGAACACACACUGGCGAGAAGCCAUUCCACUGCACGAAAUGCGACAAACGCUUUACUAGAGAUCACCACCUCAAGACCCACAUGAGGCUGCAUACUGGGGAACGACCCUACACAUGCAGCUAUUGUGCACGACAGUUCGUACAAGUUGCAAAUCUUCGACGCCAUGUUAGGGUUCACACCGGCGAAAGGCCUUUCUCCUGCUUCGACUGCCAAGCUACUUUUUCUGACACGAAUCAACUGAAGUCCCACAGGCAGUCUCAUGGACACCACACAAUGCAUCCCGCUAACCCUACGUUCAACUCCCCGCAAUAUGAACCCUUGAACAAUAAUGACGAAUACUCGUACGAAAAUAACUUCAAUAACAGUGUUGAGGUGUCAUCAAGUUUCGAAUGCGAUCUCUGCCACCUUUCGUUCGGCAGUUCCGACAUCUUGAAGAAGCACGCGUGCCAUGCUGCAUCCACCUCCGUGUCUCCGAGAUCUUCCACAUCGCCAGAUUUCAUGGGAAACUACGUCCCUCAAUCAACAAGUCUCGGGUCUUCCAGUCCACCCAGCAGUAGCAGUACGCCAGGCUCAUCACCGAAGAACUUGAGGUCCAAGUCCAUUCACAUGACUGUCACGGCCUCCUUGAUGCCAGAGGAGUACAAGACAGAACUGUUGAAGAUUCCUGAGCAGACCGAGCCUGAGGAUCUCAGCUUACGUAAGCCAGAUGACAACAGGUUUAAGCUAUAGGUUAACCACGUCAAGUCUGUGCUCAGUGCUCACGUUACAAUCUGUGAUACCACGAGUAGUGCAGAUUAUCUUCAUAAAUUCUUUCUCAAACUUUGCCCUCGGCAAAGUUCUUCGAAACGCUCUCAAAUAUUAUUAAUAUUCGAGAUAAAAUAAGUCCAUCAUGCUAAUCUAAAUUCGGUUCACACUGCGCUUACGUUCAACAAAUAUUGCAAAAAUCACUCGGUGUCAACGUAGCAACUUGGCUCAAUGUCCAAUCAUAUUAUGUAUAUUUUCCUUAACGUUUGCGCACUCUUACUUUCAUUCGUGGCGCAUUCAACUGCCACUUGCGUUAAACAAUAACAAUUCUGUCCCAGGCAGACUUAGGGUCAAUACGACGGAAAAAAUUUCGGAAGGCAGAAUUAUUAAUCUUCACAACCUGUCUCACGGGACAGACUUCAUGGAAGUACAACCCAUUAUUAGUGAGAAUCAUUGACGUACAAUAGUACGUUUAAAUGAACGAAAAAUUGGUAAAGCUCUUUACCAGACUUGGUUGCACUGUUUGGUGAUUUGAUUGCAACUGUUUGGUAGCUUGGUUAGUCCGUCCAUGGUUUGGUUACUUCUUCAUUAGUUAGCGUACUUAUCCCAAAAAUUUGAAGUUGCAUCAUGUUCGACUGUUUAGUUUCAUUGCUUGUUAGUCAUUCAUGAAUGCUCGUAUGACUGGUGGCACAUUUGAUUGUUUUUCGUUUACCAUUUCUUGCAGACUAGCGAGGUUGAUAAGUUAUUCAGUUUAUUAUUUAAUUUGUUGUUUUCUUGGAGUCUUAACGCUAAUGCCUAGACUCACGCUUGGGAGCUUCCAAGCUAUGCAAACUCGCAGCAAAAUUCAACUGUGUAUUAAAGGGAACAAUGCCCUUGAUUAGGUCGGGCUCCAAGUGCACUACCUGCUCCAUUCAAUGCAGAACGCGACCGUUAAUCUCACUUCGGAAGAUCUAGUCCGAUAUUCGGCUCGACUUUGAAGUGAAGCUUUGAGUGAGUAGGUCGGUCUCGCAUGUCACUGACAUACAUAAUCUCACACACCGUCGGUAUGUAAACACAACCGUUACAGUCGUGUUUACUUCCGCGCUAGAAACGAGUGCUGCGCGGAAGAAUUUGUGUGCCGGUGUUGCGGUUGGUAACUAGUUCCCAUGACUCGCUGUUCGGCAUAACAACAACAACGUGCUUGCUCUUAUAGUAAGGAGGAGGAAUGCAUUCCCUUAUAGUCAAUGGAAAAAUCAAAUCUUGAUCUAUUAACCAUCUGUUUCCCCGGAAAUGCGAUUGGCAGUAUUGAGAUAAUUUCCUCUGACGAAACUUAUUGUGUAAAUAUUUUAAUAUUAACUCAUAAUGCCAGUAUGUGACAUGGAGUAUUUGCUUUUCGUGGAAACGUUGCACUCCUCAACGAAACAUUUUGGUGAUUAAUGCUUGCCGAUGGCAGUUAAUUUAUCAGUUACAUUUUUGACAUUAAAUUAAUAAACAUUGAAAAACUCUA